AUGGAUGUUGAGUUCUCGGGGCCAAAGAUGAAAAUGACCAUCCAGAAUGCCAACAUCUGCUACUACAAGUUCUGUACAAAGAAAGGCACUAUAUUUUGUGACCAGUGUGGAGAUGAGGAGUAUGCUGAUGUAAAACAUAGCCUUCAACAUUGUCAGCCGUGUCGUCGUUGUGACACUGUGGAAACUGAAAUUGUUAAAAGUGAAUGUACACCUCUAAACAACCGGGAAUGCAGCUGCAAAGAUGGGUUUUACUUGGAUCACAGCUCACCUGCACUGUCCUGCAAAAAUUGUGGAAAGUGUGAAAACUGUACAAAAUGUCCUACAUGUAUAAACUGUGGUGCUUGUAAGGGCGGUCAGUUCUUGGAUCAAAAAGGGAAUUGCCGGUCAUGUCUAGAGAACUAUUGUCUGGACAAAUCCUGUCACCCCUUUUGUAAACGAGUGCAUCCUCCUAGCUCAACAUGGCUCGUGGUAUUUGUGAUCAUCCUGACCGUGUUGCUAUUGUUAGGACUUCGUCUUCUCCCCUUUAUUUGUAAGGCCUGUAAAAAAAGACAGUUUUGUUGCUGGGGGCAAAAGAAGGAAAAUAUAAAUGUUGGACAAAAUGAAGUUCCACUGAAUCCACCGACCUUACCAGUUGUAUCCAAUUACUCUAAUUCUGUUAUGCUUCACCUCUACCGAUACAACCCUAUGGGAAUCCUGAAAAACCAAAUGUACAGGAUUGAGGUGGAGAAGGAGACCUGGCCAUCGGCUGUGCUGUAUGCUAUCAUCAAACAGGUUCCUGUACGUCGUUGGAAGGAGUUCUUGCGGCUGCUUUCUGUCUCGGAUGAUCAGAUGGAGAGGGUGGAGAUGGAGGAAAAGCUCUAUUCAGAGCAGCAGUACAUGAUGCUGCGUCUCUGGAGCCAGAAGAGCGAUGCUAACCUGGAGAACAUCUACUCUACACUACAUUAUAUGGACUUGUCAGGCUGCAUAGAAGAACUGAAGGAGAAGAUUCAGGAGCUGGAGGAGACCCACCUGGUUUAG
Messenger RNA from Trichomycterus rosablanca, 1017 nucleotides. RefSeq names its product tumor necrosis factor receptor superfamily member 25. Gene Ontology annotation, molecular function: protein binding. Lineage: Eukaryota; Metazoa; Chordata; Actinopteri; Siluriformes; Trichomycteridae. Gene Ontology annotation, biological process: signal transduction. The transcript has 9 exons. The record is from RefSeq and is a predicted model, not a curated record. Bases 1 to 1017 code for a protein of 338 amino acids. Gene Ontology annotation, cellular component: plasma membrane.